AAGUGCCAGACGCACGGACUGAGCAGAGACAUCCUCGGGGGUAUAAAAAGCUCCGACAGGACGGGGACAGCAGCGCCGAGAAGUGUGGAGCCACUGACUGCUGACUGAAUGCAGACGGAACACUGAGCGCCGUUCUCCAGGCCUCCCUGCAGAUUCAGGGGACAUUGUCAGAUGUGUACCCAGCGCUCAAAGCCCCUGGCCUGGCCGCGGGGAUGGCAGCCUCUGCCCUAAACCUGAACGGCCUUGGAGUCAUGAACAGCAGUAAUCAGUUUCACACCCAGCCAGGCUCCUCUAGCACCAACUCUCGAACUAGAACCAGUCCAGUCGGUCGACCUGUGCUGCCGGUUCCAGAACGGAGCACCUACUGUCAGUUACUGGGUGGGGGAGUGCCGGGUGGAGGUCUCUACAGCCCAACCAGCCCUAAGACGAGCCCUCGAACCCUAGGUCCAGCCUUUGUCUUCCCCCCUCCCUCCUCGCUCUCCCCCGGCCCCGUCCUUCGCGCUCGCUCCCCCUCCCCGCGGAGCCCCGAGCUCCUGGGAGUCAAUGUGGGCCAGCGGGUCCGACGACUGAGCGCGCCCGGUGGCGAGGAGGGAACGGAAGGAGAGGGGCGGGAGGAGCGAGGAGGGGAGACGGCGGAAGGAGAGAGGAGGGAGGAAAGGAGACGCCAGGCACAGCUGCUGCAGAUACACAGAGAGCUGCAGAACGUUGAGGUCAGGGGAAAAGUGGGCAUUUUUGAGGCCCACAUUUCCGGAAUUCGUGCCCAAGUGCUGAACACUGAGCUCCAGCGCAGCCCUCGCUCUCCAAGACGAUCGACCAGCGAAACCCCUUCCCUUCUUGGCCAACAAAACACCGGCUUCGAAUGCCCGAUGACCCACCCGCAAGAGAGUAGAGUUCUCAGUGUUGUCCAAAAUGGAAGAGAAAGGGAGGAAGAGACUAUAGAGGAAGAAAGGAGAGAUGGAGGAGGAAGGAAAGAAGAUGCAAAGGACAACAGCGCUACAAAAACAAACAGAGAAAACAAGACACUGAUCGGGCAAAAUGGCUGCCACUCAGAUGCAACAAUACAAACUCCAAGUUUAGACGGACCGAUUGACGCUCACGGUUUCCUUGAGACAUUAAACCUGGAUGUAACAACAGACAGAGAGGGAGAAAAAGACGGAGGGGAGGUAAAAAACUAUCUAAUGUUGGGAGACGAAAGAGAACGGACAGAGAGAGAAGUGAGGGAUGAGAGAGAGGAACGGUCGUGUCUGGUGAUGCCGCUCAAUACGGAGGCAAACAGGUUGGAGGUUUACCCAGAAAUCAGUGCUUUUCCUCAGACACAAAGUAUGGAGAGCCACCCUUGUUUGCUGGACACGGAUCCCACCUCAAACCACUCCCCUCCCGUCCCUCCCUCCAUCCCUGCUGUCAUCAUAACUGACCACGGUUUGGAAAGCCAGCCCGAAUGUCUCGAAGGCCCCGGCUCGGACCAGGGACUCGGCUGCAGCCCUAGCCCCGGUUCUAGCCCCGUACCCGGGCCGAACUUCUCCACCCACUCCCUCAGGAAGCUGUCGUCUUCUUCUGCCUCCUCGGCCGGUUUCUCCUCGUCCUGGGAAGAGUCGGAGGAGGAUAUCUCCAGCGAUACAGAGAAAGGAGAGCAGCUUCUCAACCCUGCAGUCCUCACGUCUCAACAGAGAGCACACAAGUCUUGGAAGAAGAUUAAGAACAUGGUCCACUGGUCCCCGUUUGUCAUGUCCUUCAAGAAGAAGUAUCCCUGGAUACAACUGGCUGGGCAUGCAGGGAGCUUCAAGGCGGGAGCCAACGGACGCAUAUUAAAAAAACACUGUGAAUGUGAGCAGCGCUGUUUGUCCCUCCUCAUGAGGGACGUUCUGCGCCCGUACGUCCCUGGUUACCACGGAGACGUAGAGAAGGACGGCCAGAAAUACAACCAGAUGGAGGAUCUGCUGGCUGAGUUCGACUUCCCGUGCGUGAUGGACUGCAAGAUGGGAGUGAGGACCUACCUUGAGGAAGAGCUGACCAAGGCUCGCAAGAAACCCUCACCGAGACCUGACAUGUAUCAGAAAAUGGUGGAGGUGGAUCCCGAGGCGCCUACGGCCGAGGAGAACCUCCAGAAAGCGGUGACCAAACCCAGAUACAUGCAGUGGAGAGAGACCAUCAGCUCAACAGCCACCCUGGGAUUUAGGAUAGAGGGAGUCAAGAAGGAGGACGGGACAGUGAACAGAGAUUUUAAGAAGACAAAGACAAGAGACCAAGUGACUGCAGCCUUCCACGACUUUGCCAAAGGAAAUAAGGACAUACUGAACAUUUAUCUCAGCAGGCUGAAGGAAAUCAGAGACACUCUGGAGAUCUCCACGUUCUUCAAAACCCACGAGGUGAUUGGCAGCUCUUUGUUAUUCGUUCAUGACAGUAAAGGAAGGGCCAAAGUCUGGAUGAUCGACUUCGGGAAAACCACACCUCUCUCUGAAGGGGACGAACUGACCCACCGAGCUUCCUGGGUCGAGGGCAACAGAGAAGACGGUUACCUUUCUGGACUUGAUAGUUUGUUGGACAUCAUUUUAUUUAUGAUGAACUCUGAGACUUGAGGUCUGAGGGUUUGAAAAAGAAAGAAAUCCACGUGAACAUUCGGACACAAAACAAACCACUUCCAUUCAUUCUUCCUUUUCUCUCGGGAACACUUCCUCCUCAAGGAUUCCUUUACAGACGUUUGUCCUCAUGUUGGAAACCACAUCAUCCCAUAACAAUGCGUGGCCAAAUCCAUUCAUGGAUGCAACCUCGCUAUUGAUAUCCUGUGGAUUUCAGGUUAUUACUCUUUCCUGUUCAUUUACUACCUUUAUAACAAAGAAGAAACAGCAGAUUGUUUAAUCCAAAUUGAAUUCUAAGGCUGGUGAUAUUUAAUAUUUUUGGUAUAAAACAAAUUCUAUAAAAAGACCAAAAAAAGUGAUGUUAUCAAGUCCGUCCGUGGCUCUCAGCUCCAAGCCCAUUUGUUUCUGCUGCAGAUGUAAAUUACUUUAAAGAUGGAAUAUAAAUAUGUUUUAAUUUUUUAAAAAGACUAAAUAUUUUUCUAAAACAGCUGUGCACUGUAGUUUUAACCAAACAUUACUCAUCAGGAGGAAAUAGUGUUUUGUUCACGACAAUGUUUUUUAAUGUUUGGGAUCAUCUAAAACAAUAUAUCAAACCCAAUGUUGAUUGUAAUCAAUGAACACGCAUUGCAACAGUAACAGUUUGGCUCACUGAGGCUCAAAGAUGGAGCAUUAUGACACAGAGGAAGAAGCUAAAUCUGGCUUUAGACACACAGAAGAUGGUUUCAGGAUAAAAUAAUUGUUGGUUUUGGUCUUUUUGUGGGAUUUGUUGAUACAAAAAAUAUAAAACAUUAAAGAAAAUAACCCCAGAAUUAUUAUUUAAAGCCACUAUAUGCGAAUCUUCUGACUUUGGCGCUCCCUGGUGAUAGAAUCGAAAAAGACACUAUAAGGGUCUGAUCAGACAGAGGACGUUUUGAAGGUGUCAAACUUGAGGCGCACUUAGCUGCCUUUAUGUUGCCUGAUGGGACAGAGCCUUUUCUUUAGCAGCUUGGAGAGUCUUUUUUUAUCGUUGCUAGGCAACCACCGAAUGAGUGCUCACGUUAUCUUAACACAAACCAUGAACUGUAAGCUACCUAAUUGUUAAGUUAAAAAAAGCUAGGCGCUCAGAGUGGAAAAAAAGCGCGGCGCACACACACAGAAACACACACAUCAUCAUACGAACACAUAGAUUCACACAUUUACAAUGUGACCUUAACCUCACUGGGCCAGAAGAAAAGGGAACUCCCUGGGAACUCCCUGGGCCUCUUUACACACACACACACACACACACACACAUGCACACUAUUAGUAUUUGUCAGCAUGGAAAACGUUUGUAUGCUUAAGAGUGUGUUUAUUGACUUUUUUUAUUGAAAUACAUCAAGACAUACCUUUUGAACUGAAUCCAAUAUGCAUGUUUUUAUUGUAAAGCAUGAGAAUAGAUCGUGUAGCCAUGUUCUAGUACAGACAACAGAAUUGGCUGCAUCAGAAUUGGGCAAAACUGGCUGAACAAAAAACAAAAAGCUGAAAAAAGCAGGAGCUAAACGCUUCAUUUCCAUUAUAAACACUUGCAGAAAGCCACCCCCAGGCUGCAAAAACCUGCUCUGUCUGUUCAGGUUCUAAAGACGCUGUGAUCACAUAAGAAUCGUACAUGUAGUGGCUUUAAAACAUGCACGUUCACACAUCCAUAUUUGGCCCUUAAAUGUCUUGUUAAACAGUUAUACUCAUUUGUAACUUAGAAAUAUACCAUUUCCAUUAAAUCACAGUUAGAUUGCAUAUCUUCCUCUCAAUAUCUGAACUCAAAUUUGGGGGAUUUUUUGUCUUUUUCCACCACAAUUUCAUCACACUGCCCCUUAUCUUUUAAAAAAUAAUCUGCACUUGAUUCUAGUUCCACUGUUAGAGAUUGUACGGUUGAGUGUGUUUUACAGUGGAAAACUAAACUAGUCUUUUAGCUAUUUUUAACCUCUGUUUAACCAGUAAUACCUAGAAUUCAGAUACUGUAAGUCGGUCAGUGAGGUUUUCUAAUUCGGAGCUAAAUUAUUCAGGUCAGAGUAGUUUCAGUGUGUUAUGGAGGUCAUUGUUUCAUAUGUAACAUAUUUGCAGCCAACACGCCGUGUCCAUGGUACUUGCCUGGACAAACACUUCCCACUCUACUCACAUAUUUGUUGGGAUUGUUCACAAUGUACAAUGAGGUUUAUUAUGUUUUAAUGUAGUUUUUUUGUAACAUUAUUUUAGUGUACUCGAAUCCUGUGGAACACUUACAGCCAUGAACAAUCGUAUUUAAGCUAUACAGUGCCUUGACAUUACAAAGCCAAGUCAGAUAACUGAAUAUAUGUUCUUAUUUUAAAUGUUAUGACGGACUUUUCUCUUAGUCUUAACUGUUUUAAUGCGUAGUCUCGGGUGCAUGUUUAUAAUCUUCUUAACGUUUUGGGCUUAAUUUGUAUAUCAUCAUGUUUUUAUUUAUAACAUUAUAAUAUGUUUUUUUGUUUGUUUUUUUGUUAAUGGGAUACUGUGACAUUUUGAAGUUUGGACUGUUAUGUUGCUUCGUCUUCAAGCAUGUGUUACAGUAUGAGUGAAGGUCAAACAACACAUUGGAUAUGUUGAAAGAAAAGAUUGACGGUGUUCAGAAAAUGAAACCCAUUUAUUUAAAUGGGGAAUGGAAACAUUCAUUUAGAAACUGGUUGGGAAGAUACAUAAGAAAAACAUGUCUCAUAAUGUAACAGGUUCUUGAUGAACAAUAAAAACGUAAUAGUAUGUAGAAUCCACUCUACCAUAUAUUUAUAAUGCAAUGGUUUUCAGUUGAUGUUUGCAGUGACAGUAGACGCAGAAAGAGACUGAUUAUUACUCCAUGCAGUGCCUUCUUAAAGAAGUAGUUUGACAUUUUGGGAAAUAUGUAUGCUUGUUAGAUUUUUUUUGCAGAGUUAAACGAGAUGAUUGAUCUAUCUCAUGCCUGUACGCUAAAUAUGAAGCGUACGCCAGCAGCUGGUUAGCUUAGCUUAGCAUUAUGACUGAUUGAAUGAUUACUCAUUUAAGAUAUAAUGUGGGAUAAUAUAAACUGCGCUUGAUUUCAUUUACAAUUGAAAGAGAUUUUACAGUUGAGUGGUUUUUAACCUCUUUUUAACCAGCCAUAAUGUGGAGCUACAUUAUACAGAUCACAAUAGUUUCAGUAUGUUAUGGAAGGCAU
This is a messenger RNA of Anoplopoma fimbria (sablefish), 5733 nucleotides long. RefSeq names its product inositol-trisphosphate 3-kinase B (gene itpkb). The record is from RefSeq and is a predicted model, not a curated record. Gene Ontology annotation, cellular component: cytoplasm; nucleus. Gene Ontology annotation, biological process: inositol phosphate biosynthetic process. The coding region runs from base 213 to 2576 and encodes 787 amino acids. The transcript is spliced from 12 exons. Lineage: Eukaryota; Metazoa; Chordata; Actinopteri; Perciformes; Anoplopomatidae. Gene Ontology annotation, molecular function: inositol tetrakisphosphate kinase activity; inositol-1,4,5-trisphosphate 3-kinase activity.